This is a messenger RNA of Ichthyophthirius multifiliis, 1548 nucleotides long. RefSeq names its product major facilitator superfamily protein, putative. Gene Ontology annotation, biological process: transmembrane transport. The record is from RefSeq and is a predicted model, not a curated record. Gene Ontology annotation, cellular component: membrane. NCBI's taxonomy places the organism in Eukaryota, Ciliophora, Oligohymenophorea, Hymenostomatida. Gene Ontology annotation, molecular function: transmembrane transporter activity. The transcript has 5 exons.
AUGAAUGAAAUAAAAGAAAAAAAAAAUGAAAAUCAAAAUAAAAAUAAAAAUGAAAAUAAAAACGAAAAUGAAAAUGAAAACUAAAAUGAAAUUGAAAUUGAAAAUGAAAAUGAAAAUGAUAAUGAUAAUGAUAAUGAAAAUGAAAAUGAAAAUGAAGAAUAAAAGGAAGAAUUUAAACAAAACGGACAUAAAAUUGAAUAAAUAUAUAUAUUUUUCUGUUUAGCAGCGAUACUAUCAAAUUUUGCUACUGGAGUAAUACCCGCAUCAUUAAUAUAAAUGGAAUAAGAAUUAAAAUUGACGUUUAGUUAAUAAGCAUCUAUUGGUUCACUCGAAUAUUUAGGUGUAUGUGUAUCAACAUUUUUUGUAACAUUAACAGUAAAUAAGUUUAGUUUGAAUCAUGUAUUAUCAUUAAGUGUUUUUUUAAACGGAUUUUUUAGUUUAAUAAUAGCAUUAAUGUCAAAUAUAUAUUUUAUAUUACUUUGUAGAUUUGGUUAAGGUUUUUGUACAGGAUAUAUAUGCAUAUAUGGACCUAUUUGGAUAAAUCAUUAUAGUCCAAAAACUAAAAUAGCCACAUGGCUAGGACUUAUGUAAGCAUUUGUACCUUUAGGAGUUAUGUUAGGAUACACUACAGCGGCUUUAUUAAUAAAUAUUACAGGUUGGAAUUUUAGUUGGAGAUUAGGAUUCGCUUCUAUGUUUUUAUUUACUAGCAUCGUAGCCUUAUAUUUUUUAUUAUAGGAUAAUAAAAAUUUAGAUAUUCUUUAUUUAGAGAAGAAAGGAUUAAAAAAAAAUUAAAAUUUUUCCAAUAAUAAUUAUUAGACUGAAUCUUUAUAAGAAAGUAAAAAUUUAAUUUUUCAUUAGAAUUAAACCUUUACUUAGGGAUUUUUAGAAACUUUGAAAUAAUAUGGUCCUAUUCUCAAAAACAAUAUUUUCAUAUAUGUGUGUAUCGGAUUAUGUACUUUAUUUUAUAUUGUAACAGGUAUACAAUAUUGGGCAACUGAAUAUUUUAUUAAAUUUUGUCGAGUUUCUAGUAGUUAAGCAAUGUUUUCUUUCAGUAUAAUAGCUAUCUCUGGGCCUACUUUUGGAGCUAUUAUUGGGGGAAAAAUAUCUGAUAAACUUGGUGGAUAUAAAGGUGAAAAUAGAAUAACAGCGUUAAAAUAUUGUGUUUCUGUAGGUUUAGCAGCUUUAUUAUUAUGUAUUCCUGUUGGAUAUGUAUUUGAGUUUUGGGAAUUAAUAGUUUUGAUUUGGUUUUUAUUAGCUUUUGGGGGGGCUUUAAUACCAAAUGGUACAGGAAUAUGUUUAAGCUGUUUACCGAAAGUUUAUCAUUCUACUUGUGGCUAUUUUCUAUGUCCAUUACUUUCAGGAUGGAUUAUGGAUAGAUUCGAAGAUAAAAAUUAAGGACUAGUGUGGGGUUGGAGAAGUGUACUUUGUGUAGGAUUAAUUACACCAUUUUUUUUUGUUACUGCACUUAGGAAUGAAAUGAAAAAUAUUGAAAAUUAAGAAUUUGAAUAUAUUGUUGAAAAAAGAAAAAAAGCUUAUACGAUUAAUUGA